Saccostrea cuccullata (small rock oyster) is the source of this 4039-nucleotide messenger RNA. RefSeq names its product nuclear pore complex protein Nup214-like. Bases 47 to 4039 code for a protein of 1330 amino acids. Lineage: Eukaryota; Metazoa; Mollusca; Bivalvia; Ostreida; Ostreidae. The transcript has 12 exons. The record is from RefSeq and is a predicted model, not a curated record.
UUUAAUCUCGACGAAACCGCGUGAAAAUGAAAUACGUCUGAAAAUAAUGUUUGAUUUUAGAGUGGUUUUAAUCAUACCAUUCCUUUUAAUUGUAGUUUUCAUCAAUUUGGUGGCUUUUAGAACUUUUAUUUUUACAUCGAUAUCCAUUUUAUGUGCGAGUGUAUUGUUCGAAAGAUGGUCGUCGAGUGGUUGGAUUCGCGCGGAUAAGAGAAAGCAAAAGAAGCAAAAAGGUCCUGGUGGCGAAAAGGAAAGAUUAGCAGUAACAAAUGGUGGUUUUUUAAACAUGUUUUUAAACAGGUCAUUCCAAGAUAAAUCAAAAGUGAGCAAAUCAACUGUUAGAUCGCCAUGGAAAUUUGGUUCAAAUUCACCGCCACUGGAGAACAGAAUUCGAAGUCGCAAUGCCGUUUCAAGAAACCAUUCGUUUGCUGGUAGGAGGUCUGAUUUUAAUAAUUCAAGGAUCACGGACAGUCGCUUAACAUCCAUUCCUUUUCUACCUACCGUCAGAAAAGCUCUUGGUCUCGAUAAUGUAUCUAGAAGCCCUCUUACAAAAACUCCAGAAGUUGCAGCAGCCUAUCCAGAGAGGCCAAUGGCUGGCUUUUUACCUGCAGUCAGACUGGGAAGACGAGAACGACCCGUGUUUUCUCCAAGCUCCAGAACGAUAGGGAAAAGUCCAAACACUGUGAAGAUUGCUCCUCCUGAUUCAAGAAGAAUUAAUAACACAAGAUUAUUCCAAGUGAAAAAUGAAAAUGUAAAGACUACACCUAACACACAAGCAGUAUUAUCUGCCUUAAAAGAGAAAAGUAGGAAAAGAACCAUGGAGGGAAUGGAUGUCACCAUAUCGGAUGUUCAGGGGCAAAUGGCAAAGCGAAGGAGACAAGAAAGCCAGCAGUCUAAUGCCUCCACCUCUUCUCUCCCCUCCCUGCCGGACAAUCUUCCUGACCUCUCCACCCAAGGCUACACUAUUCCUCGUCUGAAGACCCCCACCCUCAAACGCACUCUGAAUAUGACCAAUCUAUCAGAGACAGACUGGGAGGAUAGUGAACGAGAAAACAGCCAGAAGCGACCUCGUCGAGAAGCUCAGUAUAAUUCUAUUGCUAGUUCACUCAGUUCCAUGCGAAGGAUUAAAGAGAGACAGGCUGCAAUGAAAAGGAAAAAUGAUUCCAAAGAAAACUCUGCUUUGGUAGAAGACAGAUCAGGCCAGAAUUCACCUGUCACCAAGAAGCCAUCUUUACAGAGUAUGGAAACUGUCCUGUUGCCAGAAAACAAAGAUACACCUGUCACAAAAUCUCAGAAGACAGAAGAUGCUUCAAAGAGUCAGCUGUCAGAUUUGGAAACAUCAGUUGCAGAGUUUCUUGGACAAUCGGGGACACACAAGUCUGUUAGAACACCCAAACGAGUAGCUUUAUCAGACAAAGUAUCGGCCAGAAAAAGAGACAUGUCCCUAUAUGCAGGCCUAAAUAAAACAUAUGAAAAUGUUCCACAAGCUAAUGUAAUAGCUAAGAUAGAAGAUUAUGACAAGGACAGAGAAGAAGAGGAAAAGAGAGUACAGGAGAUGAUGGCCGAGAUAGGAGAACCCGAGAAAGAAGUUACGGCAGCAGAGACUACUAGCUCCAGUAAUGUCUCAACAGCUGCAGCUCCAGCCUUAACGUCAACUAUUUCUCCAUUGGUUAACAUCUCCACCCCUGUAACUCUGGGAUCCACCACACCUAUUUCUGUGACCAGCUCUUUACCAGUUUCUAGUACAACAGCUUCAUCUAAAGCCUCUCCAACUCUGUUCUCUGUUAAUACCACCACAUCUUCUAGCUCUGUCUCACCAGCCAGCAAACCUUUGGUGACAACUGGAUUCUCAUUUGGUGGUUCUCCAAGUGGAGUUGGUGGAGUUGACAAGUCUAGUGCCAUGGCCAGUCUGUCUAGUAGUACAACCACAGUUACUAGUGCCUCAGGAGCUAUAGCCAGUGCUGCUCCCUUCAGUUUACCAACAGCAGCUUCAUCCACAACAAAAACUAGCUCUGUGACAGGUUUUCAGUUUGGACAAUCACUAGCCACAGCAGCUGUCUCCCCAACCUCUAUUCCAGCUUCAACCAAUAUAUCAGGAAUACUCUCUAGUGGACCAAGCUCUACCACGACAGCUCUGCCUCCUGUAUUUGGUGGACAGACAAAUGCACUUGUGACAUCAUCCAGUGGUCCGGGAACUUUUAAAACUGGUGAGAAGGUUUUAGCAACUACCAGUGCUGUAUCUGCAUUGCCCACCAUGGUUGCACCAUCAGGAUUUAGCUUUGGAACCCAAAGUUCCGGUGCUUCAGCAACAGUUACACCGACCACUACAUCAAGUGUUGGAGGAUUUAGCUUUGGAGGUCAAAAUUCAAGUGUAGUAUCACCAGUAAGCAGUGUAACAACAACCGCAUCAACAACAGGAGGUUUUACUUUUGGUGGAACCACUACUACUGCUUCUUCAUUGUCAAAUGGUUUUAGCUUUGGAAGUCAGACUAUGGCCCUAUCAACAGCGACAACUGCUGGAGGAGUUUCUUUUAAUAGUCCAGCAGCUACCAAUACAGUGACUGCAUCUGCCCCCGGAGGGUUUAAUUUCAAAGCUACACCUGCUACCCAAGCAAAUCCUCUAGGUGCCUUUAAUUUUGAAGCAGGGAAGGGGACUGUUGCUGCUACCACAACCUCAGGCACAUUUGUCUUUGGAGGUAAUUCUGCUCCAUCAGUGGGUGUUAAUGCUGGAGCUUCUACUACAUCUGCUACUGGAGGUUUUAAUUUUGGUACAGUAACAGCCAAUCCUACAAGUGUACCUACUGCUACAGGAGGUUUUAACUUUGGGACUCAGAAUCAAGCUCCCACACCUUCAACAUCUAUAGCUGCAGGGGUGUUUUCAUUUGGAGGACAAAAUGUUUCAUCUACAACUUCCUCAGCAAGUGGUGGAUUUAACUUUGGAGGUGGUUCAAAUUCUACAGCUGGAGGUUUUAAUUUUGGCAAAAGUAAUACAUCUACUACAGCAGCAGGGCUAUUUGGUGCUACUAAUACAUCAAGAUCAGACCUACCAAAGCCAACCUUUGCCUUUGGAGCCGUUACUCAGAACUCGACAACUUCAUCCAGCUCAUUUGGACAACAGCCAGCUGGGUCUCAAUCAAGUUCAACAUUUGCAUUUGGACAGACCACCACAGCUUCCAGCAGUGUAUUUGGGCAGCCAUCUGCUCCCCAGUCUAGUUCUGUUUUUGGACAAUUUCAGCCACCUGGUCAGACUUCUCAAUCCCAGCCUCCAGCAUUUGGAAGCAAUACUUCGAACAGUACUUUUGGACAAUCCAGCAACACACAAGCAGUGUUUGGACAACCAGCAGGAUCUCAAACAACCUCUGGAUUUGGGCAAGCUGCACAGGGAACCUCUGGUUUUGGACAAAGUGCAAGUAAUCCUGGUUUUGGACAGUCAUCCACUCAGCCAUCCUUCAGCUUUGGACAGCAGAAUCCAAACACUCAGUCUGGGUCAGGGUUUGGACAGCAAACAGCUCCGCAGUCAUCUUUUGCAUUUGGACAGACACCUUCCACCCAACAGACUACAUUUGGACAGCAGCAGCCAAGUUUUGGACAGCAACCAGGCCCUGCUUUUGGACAGCCUCAAAAUCCUCCUGCUUUUGGGCAGUCAACAGGUGCCCCAGGAUUCACCAAAUCUGCCAGUUCACCAAACUUUGGAGCUUCUAAUAUGAAUGGUAGUGGCACAGGGUUUAACUUUGGCAUGGCAACACCAUUGAAAAACUCACAAAGUUCAGCAGGAUCUUCAACUUUUAAUUUUGGAACACCUCAAAAUAACAGUGCUACUCCAAACCAGUCCACUCCUGCAAAUCCAAGCAAAGGAUUUGACUUUUCUCAAUCAUUAGGUCCAGGAGCAUUUAACUUUGGAGCAGGGGGAGGUAAUUCCUCAUUUGGAACCCCAAGUGGAGGGGCCAUCCCACAGCCUAACUUUGGAACCCCUUCAUUCAGUGUGGGAUCUGGAAAUCAGGCCAAGCCUCGUCCAAUCAGGAAACCCACACGAGAAGGAUAG